Physcomitrium patens is the source of this 3287-nucleotide messenger RNA. The record is from RefSeq and is a predicted model, not a curated record. NCBI's taxonomy places the organism in Eukaryota, Viridiplantae, Streptophyta, Bryopsida, Funariales, Funariaceae.
CUGUGCCGUUCCGUGUGCCUUCUUCAUAUUUUAUUUUUAUUUUUAAUUGUUUUUAAUUUGAGUUUAUUUCGUGAAUGUGUGUGUGUGCGCGCGCGAGUGGGGUAAACUGUGAGGUUUAGGAUGUCUUGGGGUGUCACGCGAUCGUGAACAUGUGAGGGUAAGGUGUGCGAAGUUAAUAUUUUUAGUCUGUGCCUGUUUCCUGUUGCGCAUAAUUACGAGCAAUUUUUUUGUGUUGUGCUUUGGAUACGGUUAGCACUGCUGGUUGCUGCUUUAUUUUCGGUGGCCUUCCGGAGCAGGUCGAAGUUGGCCUCUCGAGCCAUAAUUCUGGAGUUUCUGACUGCAAGAGCCAACGUGAAGAAGAGUUAUCCUGUAGUGUCUUUGCGAGUAGAAUCGCUGCCGGAAGGGAAAUAGAUUCCUUUGGCACUGCCAAGCACAUUUCCGCAGCCUCUAGCUUGCAGUCCCUGCCCAGAUUUUAGAACGUAGUCGUCAACAGCGAUUACACUCAAACAGUUCGUCUGGCGUUCCAUCACCUUAGUUAUCAGAAGGGAUUUGAAAGUGAUAUUCUCACGCUGCUGUGAUAUAUUGCCUCAUCAGUCGAGUUUGAGCAUCCGUUCUGCUUCAGUUUAGAAGUUGAAUCUGAGAAUUUAGUUGGACAAGGCGGAAUUACCAAGGGCUCAGUGCUGGAAGUACGAGUUUCUGUUAGAGAAAUUCUCUCGUGUUAGGUUCUUACCUCACUGGUGCUUUUAGUGUUCCAGGGUGUCGAAACGAUGCUUUUCGUCGACCUGGGCCGCCAGGUUUAGUGUCUGCUGCAUGAGUGCAUAUUAUCAGAAAGUGACGCUGGCUCUGGUCAUCGCCAACCACCGUUGUACGGUAUCAACUAUGCUCGUUCGUACCUUUUGGAUGAUUUUCAGACUCUCGCGAAGGGUAGCUCCGUGUGAAUGUCGCGUAUGCUAAUUGCGGUUUCUGAUGGCACUUAUUGUUGGCAAACGUGUGACGUUGUCGUCUAAAUCAUAUCUUCUAUUACUGUGGAGUAGAUUCACGUGGUUGCUCGUGCUUGUUACUUCUGUAGUUUCUAAACUGAAUUUUAGUGGAUAGUUACUGUGUUGGCGGCGUUGAUAGUGAUUGCUGAUAAAGCGCAGACCAGGAUAGGGCAUGCUAAUCAUGCCGUUUACACCAAGGAACAGAGAAUUGAGGGUCUGCGAUUGUAUGUGUGGAGUGUACACUGGAAUGAUGAAUGUGAGCGUUUACCUUCAGCAAGCGGCUUAGUGUAUACGUAGUUCAAUUAGAAAAGUUUCAGAAGGUCUGUCAUAUCACUUUGAAGUUGAUAAGAUGUGGGUUCCUGUGUGUGUCAAAAGCAUUGAUGCUUUUGGCGUACCAGGAGAGGAAAAAUUCUACUUGAGCUCCGUGAUGAUUUUGGUGCAUGCUAUUCUCGCCAUUAUUGAUCUUCUCAUCGUCAUCGUUGCUGGAAUUCAGUUGUUGAGGCACCACUUGCACAACAAGCGAAUCGGUUGGACACGUCAAAAAGUUUUUCACUGCCUAAUUGGUGCUGCAAACUUUGGCUACUUCUUGUAUUUCAUCCUGACUAUAGUGGCAACAUGUCAAGGAUGGACAUGUUUUUCAUCUGCUUGCGGAUUCAUUUUGAUUGCCGCACCUCAAACAUUAUUCUUGGCCACCUUCCUGCUGCUUCUUUCUUUCUGGGUGGAUUUAUGUAAUCCCGCUAAUGACAAUGACGAAGAAGAUGAUGAAGACAUAGAUUCUGAGUACGCUCAAUUACCUUCAUCUCCAAAUAGCGUAGAGUCGGGUUCAAGUAAGCCGUAUCGGACAUGUUUACCCUUUCGACGCUGGCGUGUUCGAGGACGGCAACGAUGUGUACUUAUGGUGGUUUUGCUUAUCUUUUCGUUGACGGUGGCUUUUGCUGCGUUGAUUUGGUACGGAAUGUAUGACAAUCCGAUAGAUUCAGUGAAACUAGCGCAGGUGUACGCCAACUUCUUUGCCCUGGUCAUUUUGCUCUCAGGAGGGGGUCUGGCAGGAUAUGGGUUGCUGCUGUACACCAAGAUGAGCAGAGUAAAGUCAAGUAGAGCUUCAGCAGACAUAAAAAAGGUUACGGGUUUGGCAGUUGCAUCGUUUGUGUGUUUUUCUCUUCAGGCCAUUUUGGUUAUUAUUAGUGAUGUUACCGGUCUGAACAUUUGGCAUAUGAAGCAUGGUGACAGCCAGUUCUGCGCACUUAUGAUUUUCUUUUAUUAUUUUAUAGGGGAAUCCGUGCCCUCCAUCGUAGUGCUGUGGGUGAUGAGAGAUCUGCCUCCGAGAUCUUGUGACAACAGCAUGCAUGGUCGUGUUGCAUCUGAACCAGUUUUGAUUGAAGAUGCUCUAGUUCCGGAUCCCAAUUAUUUGUCACAAUUAGUGAUCUCGGCAGCUGGCCGAAGAUAUUUUCUGCCAAACUGCUGCAACAGUGAUGUUUCUCCUUCUUGAACUAAGGUUCUGAAUCACCGUGUACUCUCUACAGUCGUAUUACGAAUACGAAUUCAGUAAAUCACGAAAAAGCAAGCAUUGCUGUGCCGAAACUCCCCAGAUCAUGGUUGCAAUUGCUCCAGAUUAUUGAACGAAAGACUUGCACCCGGCUAACUCUUGAAAAACUCGAAGCUGGCAGAAUCUCAAGGAACGGAAAAUCCUGUACAGCGUCACCGAUUUCAUAUAACUUGAAACUCACUUUUCCAAUUGUCAGAUUGGAAGAUUCGGAUGUCUGUGCUAUGUGUGGACUUCACAAGAAUUUGGGGAUAUGAGACCUGUCACUAGCAUUGCUGCUUAAGUUGACCUGAAGACUGGUUGGGAUUCAGGAUGGAAUGGACUACUUCUACACCCACGAAUCUCCUUCUCUCUUCCUGCCCGAGUUUUUUGUUUGAAGCUGUAAGUCAGGUACCUCCUACGUCUGCACUACUGAAGAAGUUAUUGUGCAAGAGAAUGCGACCCCAUAUUCGCGGGCUUGGAAAAAUAUGGGACCUUGUUCACUAGAUUUGUUAUCAACCACGAAUGCUGGUGGUGUGAUUGUACAUAACACUUAGAAACAUUUAGCAGGUACUGAUGUAGUUAUAAUUGGUAUCUUUGCACUACGGAGUUAUGGCUUUAAAUUCAUUGUGAUCUUUAAGCAUCGUACUUGUGUGCUUGUGUGCUAAGUAGAGUUAGUCAGUAUAAGAUCUGUUUGUACUGAUAUUUUUCCUGAUAGUAGAUGCACUUGCUGUGAUGCCCUUCGUACCAAUAUCAGAGGUCACCACGCUUACUCUCUUGUCAGA